Messenger RNA from Lactuca sativa (garden lettuce), 1514 nucleotides. RefSeq names its product putative receptor-like protein kinase At1g30570. The record is from RefSeq and is a predicted model, not a curated record. Gene Ontology annotation, molecular function: protein binding; ATP binding; transmembrane receptor protein tyrosine kinase activity. Gene Ontology annotation, biological process: endocytosis; endosomal transport; protein autophosphorylation. Gene Ontology annotation, cellular component: cytoplasm; plasma membrane; nucleus. NCBI's taxonomy places the organism in Eukaryota, Viridiplantae, Streptophyta, Magnoliopsida, Asterales, Asteraceae.
GCAUGAUAAGAGAAAGAUAGGGUUGACCAAGCGUUGCUUGUCUAUUGUUAAAUGCACGAUAUCAAAUCGAUCAAGCUGUGAAACUAUACUUCCUUGAAGCUAUUCAAUUAGCCCCAUACAAAUUUACCAUCAAAAUGAUGCAUAUCACAAGAAAAUUUGAACAUCUCAAGAUUCAAUUACAAGCUAUAAAAUCAGCAACCAACAACUUUGUUGAUGACAAGUGUAUUGGAAAAGGAGGAUUUGGCAAAGUAUACAAGGGGGAGCUUCUUCAUUCGAAGGGACAAACAAUUGUUGCCUUAAAACGAUUAGAUCCUACAUUUGGACAAGGAAACCCAGAGUUUUGGAAGGAAAUCAUUAUGCUUUCUCUUUACAAGCACGAAAAUAUCGUUUCUCUGUUAGGGUUUUGUGACGAGAGUGACGAGAAGAUCCUGGUAUACGAGUAUGCAUCCAGGAAAAGUCUUGACUUGCAUCUCAACAACGAUGAUCUUACUUGGAUCGACCGGAUUAAGAUUUGCAUUGGAGCGGCUCGUGGACUAGCAUACCUUCACAAUCCUGGUGAGACCCAACAAAGAGUGUUACAUCGUGAUAUUAAGAGUUCCAACAUCCUACUGGAUGAGAAUUGGAAUGCCAAGAUCUCUGAUUUGGGUUUAUCCAAAUUUGGUCCUGCAAACCAACAAUACACAUUUAUUGUCUCUAACGCCGUAGGCACAGUUGGGUAUUGUGAUCCACUCUAUGUUGAAUCAGGAUUAUUAACAAAAGAGUCGGACGUUUAUUCCUUUGGAAUAGUUUUGUUUGAAGUAUUGUGUGGGAGGUUGUGUAUUACCCACCAAGCUGGUAUUCAUCAAUCUUUAGUCGGAUUGGUGCGUCAAUACUAUAAACAAAACAAAAUAAAUGAAAUUAUUUAUGAUACUAUAAAGGAUGAAAUGACUCCUAAGUCAUUGGAUGCGUUUACCAAAAUUGCUUAUCAAUGUUUGGAGAGAGAGUUGGAAGAACGCCCAUUAAUGACAGAAGUUGUCAGAAUACUUGAAAGUGUUCUUGAAUAUCAAACUGUUAAAUCCUUAAAGACAUUAACUAUGGAAACUAGAUCAGAAUAUCUCUUGCCAGAUACAACGCUGUCAAGUUUUGUUGUUAAUAGUAUAAACCCUACAAAUCCAGAAUUAGUAGCCGGGGUAGGGGUAGAGAAUACGAAGAAUGCAGAUCUAUUCGAGAUGUACUUCAAAAUAGCAGAUUCAAAUAAAGAUGGACGUAUUAAUGGUGUGGAAGCUGUUCCCUUUUUUCAAACCACUGGAUUACCUAAGGCUAUUCUCGCUAAAAUAUGGUCAUAUGUUGAUGUAAAUGGAAAUGGUUACCUUAACCGAUCAGAGUUCAACAAUUAUCUAAAACUUGUAACUGUUGCUCAAAGUAAGCGAGAACUUACUCCAGAUAUAGUGAAAGCAGCUCUAUAUGGACCCGCUUCACCUAAAAUUCCUGUUCCCCAGAUUGACCUAGAGGCCUUAGCUGUUCCUUGACAAAAC